Molecule: messenger RNA, 963 nt
Organism: Aspergillus fumigatus Af293
Lineage: Eukaryota; Fungi; Ascomycota; Eurotiomycetes; Eurotiales; Aspergillaceae
Exons: 5
Coding region: 1-963 (320 amino acids)
Source: RefSeq, a predicted model, not a curated record
AUGGCAGGCACAUUACCACCAUUGUUCCCCAUCUCCGAUGAGGACCACAGCGGGUAUGUCGCUGUCACUGUCUAUACUUUGCUAAGUUUGACUGUGACCACUGUUUUUGUGCGACUUUUCACAAGAUGGUAUAUCGCAAGGGAUGUCUACUCGGAUGAUGUCUUGCUCACAGGCGCCACGGGACUAGGAAUACUACAGAGCGCGUUUGUUCAGAUAUCCAUUGAUCAUGGUCUCGGCAAGAAGAUACGCAUGGUUUCUACCAGCGACUUGACAUCGUUCGAUAAGUACAUGUACGGAGCGCAGAUUCUCCUGCUUGCAACUGUCGCCUGCAGUAAAUGCUCCGUGGCGCUACUUUUUCGCAGUUUGACAGCCCAGGGCAACGCCCUACGGCUUAGCCAGGGCUUGAUGGUGGUCAUUGGAUUAUGGACAUCUUCCUCGAUCCUGGCUCUGGCAUUCCAAUGCGCUCUGCCUCAUCCGUGGGACAUGACAGGCCGAUGCGUUAAUCGAGAAGCGCUCGCAAAUUACAUCUGGAGUAUGAAUAUACUCUCCGACGCAGCACUGGUUUUCCUCCCGUGUGUCGUUCUCCACAAAGUCCAGAUCAGGGGGUUGAAACGGCUACGGAUCAUGGCCAUGCUUGCCACUCGGUUGGUAGUAAUGAUGAACCUCAGCAUCAUCACCACAGCCAUCCCAUCUCUUGGCCGCCUCAUGAUCGAACUCCAACCAAGUCACAACGCAUUCGCCAUCACGGAGCGUCAUGGCUUCUCAGGUGACAAAUAUGCCAUUUCGUCGCUUUCCGGCCACUUUGUACGUGACCAUACUAUCAAUGAGGGACUGGGAACUCAUUCAUCAGUCCAUGGGCAACGUCAAGCGCAGAACGGUGAUACCGAAAGCACCGAAGGUCUAGUUGGUGAUGCAGCGGGGGCAAAUAGGAUUACAAAAACAGUGUAUUUUGAGGUCAAUUGA